GAGCAGAGAGCUCCCAUCUGUCAGAUCUUUAGAUGUACGAUCAGCAGUUAUUUUCUCUACUAUCAUGAGAAAAAAUGAAUAUUGAUAAUAUGUUAAUCCAACCUAUGUCAAUUAUAAACUCUUUUGAUUCGAAAAUAACUAUUUUACAUGCUGAAAUUGAUUAAAAAAGUAAUGAGGUUGGCAGAAUUGCUAUUAAACGCGCUAAGCCAGCGUCCGGUUUUCUCUAUUCCGCCAUCUCAAUGGACGCGUUUAAACAAUAAUUCCUAUUUUCCGUUUCGAAAACUAUAGCUUUCUACAUUUCGGCUAUUAAUCAUCAGUGUUGUGUUAUAUCUGUGUCUUAAAAUUUGGAUAUUCAAAUUAAAUAUUUAAUACCAUGGGAGACAAAGAUGGAGAAACUUUUGAUGACGCCGUUGAGGAACGCGUAAUCAACGAGGAGUAUAAAAUAUGGAAAAAGAACACACCGUUUUUGUACGACUUGGUGAUGACUCACGCUCUUGAAUGGCCAUCAUUAACUGCUCAAUGGCUGCCUGAUGUUACUCGGCCUGAAGGAAAAGACUAUUCAGUGCACAGACUGAUUCUGGGAACUCACACUUCUGAUGAGCAGAAUCAUCUGCUGAUCGCCAGUGUUCAAUUGCCAAAUGAGGAUGCACAGUUCGAUGCUUCUCAUUAUGACAAUGAAAAAGGAGAAUUUGGUGGCUUUGGAUCAGUGAGCGGAAAAAUUGAGAUCGAAAUAAAAAUCAACCAUGAAGGAGAAGUGAAUCGUGCUCGGUACAUGCCCCAAAACCCAUGCGUCAUUGCAACCAAGACGCCCUCCAGCGAUGUGCUUGUCUUUGACUACACCAAACAUCCUUCAAAACCAGACCCAAAUGGAGAAUGCCAUCCAGAUUUGAGAUUGAGAGGGCACCAGAAAGAAGGAUACGGUCUAUCGUGGAAUCCAAAUCUGAACGGCUACCUUCUGAGUGCAUCCGAUGACCACACCAUCUGCUUAUGGGAUAUCAAUGCCACUCCCAAGGAGAACAGAAUCAUUGAUGCUAAAACUAUCUUCACAGGUCACACUGCCGUGGUUGAGGAUGUAGCGUGGCAUCUGUUGCAUGAGUCGCUGUUCGGCUCAGUGGCCGACGACCAGAAGCUGAUGAUCUGGGACACUCGAUCCAACAACACGAGCAAACCAUCGCACACGGUCGACGCCCACACCGCUGAGGUCAACUGCCUCUCCUUCAACCCAUACUCCGAGUUCAUCCUCGCCACCGGAAGUGCUGAUAAGACUGUUGCACUGUGGGAUUUAAGAAAUUUGAAGCUGAAAUUGCACUCAUUUGAAUCGCAUAAAGAUGAAAUUUUCCAGGUGCAAUGGUCACCGCAUAACGAGACAAUCCUGGCGUCAAGUGGCACAGACCGCAGGUUGCACGUUUGGGACCUGAGCAAGAUUGGCGAAGAGCAGUCCAGCGAAGAUGCCGAGGACGGCCCACCUGAACUCCUCUUCAUUCAUGGUGGACACACUGCAAAAAUAUCAGACUUUUCUUGGAAUCCCAACGAGCCGUGGGUGAUCUGUUCAGUUUCUGAGGAUAAUAUUAUGCAGGUUUGGCAGAUGGCUGAGAACAUAUACAAUGAUGAAGAACCGGAAACCCCGGCAUCUGAACUGGAGCCCGGUGCAUCAUAAACUCCACGCAAACCAUAACUCCUUCUUCGAUGAGUAUAUUCUCGUUCCUCUUCUUAACUGUAUGUUUGUAUAAGUAAUCAAUGGAUCAUUAAAUGUAUCUACAUUUUCCCUAUCCUUGACUCUGUUUGAGUUAAUUUAGCACUGUGAUCGGUAUUUUCUGUCUAGAGUGUUUCUGUCAUUAAUCUGACUUUAGAAAUAAACACGUUUGUAUUGAAAUUUGAAUUAAAUGUUUGUAUUACUGUAA
Molecule: messenger RNA, 1901 nt
Organism: Nilaparvata lugens (brown planthopper)
Lineage: Eukaryota; Metazoa; Arthropoda; Insecta; Hemiptera; Delphacidae
Gene: Caf1-55
Product: chromatin assembly factor 1 p55 subunit
Exons: 10
Coding region: 374-1657 (427 amino acids)
Biological process (GO): regulation of gene expression
Cellular component (GO): nucleus; NuRD complex; ESC/E(Z) complex
Molecular function (GO): histone binding
Source: RefSeq, a predicted model, not a curated record